ACAGACCACUACUACAGUUGGGUUCACCAGACUCCUCCCAUCUGUCUCCCACUACACAUUUUUGGUGUCAAAUGUCGACGCAACUCCGACCUGCCCAGCCGCCUCCCUCUCGUUCGUGGGACCUCCAUUGGCUGCGACACACCCACACCACCGAAACCGCCUGCUUCCUGGAGUCCAAAUAGCUGCUCUGAACAGGAAAUGACAUCACAGCGCUUUUGUACAUCGAGAACCAAAAACAAAAUAUGAGAAGCAGAUGUGUUUUAGGCGUGUUUUGAAAAGAAGGGUAAAGUGGAGUGUGCAGAAGUGGUUUUAGUGCGUGGCUCAUAGAGAAGAAGAAUGUCAGGAGGCCAUGAAGAGAGUCAAAGUGGAGCAAGUUUUUUCUUCUCCAAUCCUCUGAUGAGUGAUGUUGAAGCAGACUGGAGUCCAAUUCAUGAUGCUGCAUCAAAUGGUCGCAUGCUGACAUUACAAAGGCUCAUUGCUCAGGGCGCGUGUGUGAACUUGAGCACGUUGGACCAGGUCUCCCCCCUCCAUGGAGCAUCUUUACAGGGCCAUGCAGGCUGUGUCAAGCUGCUGCUUCAACAUGGUGCUAAUGUAAACAGUUCGACGUUGGAUGGACAAACAGCGCUGUCGGAAGCGUGCGGCCGGGGUCAUGUGACCUGUGUGUCGCUGCUCCUUCGGCACAGAGCGAGGCCUCUGGGGAGCAGCGUAUCCAACUCUCCAAUGCACGUGGCCGCAUCUAAAGGUUACCCAGAAUGCAUUGAAUCUCUCGCCCAGCACGGCGCUGACUUGGAUCAGAACAUUCAUCAGUCUGGCACCCCGCUCCAUGUUGCCUGCUCCAGUCAGCAGCUGACUGCUGUGAAGAAACUGCUUGAACUUGGUGCAAAUGUAAACGUGGGCAGGUCCGGCGAGUCCUCCCUGCACAUUGCCGCCCGCGCAUCCAAUCCAGAGAUGGUGUCAAUUCUGCUGGAGCACGGGGCGGACACCUCCCUACAAAACCCGGAGGGCAAACGUCCUGUGGACUUGGCGGCCUCCGACAGCGCUGUGGAGAAGUUGCUCAGACAAAGUGCAGAAGUCCCGAAGUUGAUGCAGCUGUGCCGCCUCCACAUCAGGACCACUUUAGGGAAACACAGGCUGCAUUUCAUCAAUCACCUCCACCUGCCCACAGUACUCAAAAACUAUCUGUUAUGGAAAACUUAAGCAUUUAUUUCAUAUCCUGAAUACAAGUUCCAUGUAUUAGUACGCUUUUUAUCCUCAUUAGCAAGACAUUCCAGCGCAUUAGUACUUGUAACCCCUCACACCCGUUUUCCUCUGGAAAGGGCUUUCCAUUUAAUCUCCCCCGGCAAAGGGAUGCGGCUGCAUUUCUCUGCUUUUCCAACAGAGGGAGCGCUCGCAUAAUCCUUGAGUACAAACAUGACUUUGAAAGGAUGUUUAAUUGAACUACAAAGUCACGUGAAGGUCAACGUCCUCCCCCAAAUCUCCAGCAUGUUGUAUUCAUGAGCUGGCAGACUUUUUCUCACUUUCAUCUCAUCUUGUUGAUGCUCCAAAUAGAUUUUUUCCCUCUUCCCAACCAGGCUUUGUGUGAGCCUUUCAAGCUGAAUUUACAUGUUUUAGACAGCAGCAUUUAAGAAGUGCUGUACUUUUAUCAAAAACUGAAUUUCAUGAUAAACUUUGAUAUCAUUUUUUUAGACUUCAAUAUGUCGGUUUCAUUAUUUUUUUUAUCUGAACCGUCUCGUAUCCCCCAAAUAAAAAAAAAAAAGAAAUGACUGCAAAAUUUAUUUCACAUAGUAUGAUUGCCAUGAGAAUGAAGUCAUAGCAGCAUGGUGAUAUCAUGAUUAGAGAGGUUCUGGCCUUGUAUAUUAUUUGCCCUGGCCUUCCCGUUGAACUGUAAUAUAAGGAGAAAAUAUUGUAUCAUAAUUUCAUUAGGAUAAAGUUCCAAAAAUGUCCAGCAGAAAAAAUAAAAAAGCUGAAUUGAAUACAAACUGCGCAUUAUCUAUCCAUUCGACUGUGUACUUUGUUUACAUGUUAUUUUCAACAAAUAUAUGAAACUAUGUUUGUGUGCUAUCAAUUUAGGAAGACUCAUUUUUUUCUUGUGAUUAUGAUGACAAUCAAACCACAUUCAUUCAUGCAGAAAUGUAAGACAUUUUGAAGGGUUCCUCUCACUAUACAUUUCAUCAACUCCAUCCAGAACAUCCUUCUACUUAAAUGCACCACUCAUUCAUUUUGUAUUGAUCCCUACUCCCAAUCUGGCUGAAUGAGUACAUUCUGAAUGGCCGUAGGUCACGCUAACAUUGAGGCAGCUUUGAUUUGAUGUAAAAUCAAUGUCAUCUAGGGGCUUGUGGCUCCUAAUGCUGCCAGCGGAGAGACGCAGCAUAGAAUUAAUGACGGGCGAAUCAAUCACGGUGCCAUGAAUGUGUGGAUGAAAGUCACAUGGUUGUUUGCAUUAUUACAUGCAUCAAGUUGUUUUUUUGUGGGUUGUUGUAGUCCAAAUCAAUCUCUUUU
Molecule: messenger RNA, 2499 nt
Organism: Syngnathus acus (greater pipefish)
Lineage: Eukaryota; Metazoa; Chordata; Actinopteri; Syngnathiformes; Syngnathidae
Product: ankyrin repeat and SOCS box protein 9-like
Exons: 7
Coding region: 337-1197 (286 amino acids)
Biological process (GO): protein ubiquitination; intracellular signal transduction; positive regulation of protein catabolic process
Molecular function (GO): protein binding
Source: RefSeq, a predicted model, not a curated record